Messenger RNA from Solea solea (common sole), 5120 nucleotides. RefSeq names its product neurotrypsin-like. The transcript is spliced from 14 exons. Gene Ontology annotation, cellular component: membrane. The record is from RefSeq and is a predicted model, not a curated record. Gene Ontology annotation, molecular function: serine-type endopeptidase activity. Gene Ontology annotation, biological process: proteolysis. Lineage: Eukaryota; Metazoa; Chordata; Actinopteri; Pleuronectiformes; Soleidae. The coding region runs from base 202 to 2973 and encodes 923 amino acids.
UCUCCCUCUCUCAGUGUGUGUGUGUGUGUGUGUGUGUGUGUAGAGCCCCACCCUGCAUCCUUGAGCGUGCAUCAUCACCACCACCAUCAUCAUCAUCAUCACACACCACGUUUCUUCCAGCAGGAGAAUAAUAACGGUUCACCUCACGGAGAUGGAACAUCAGCCUCCUCAUCAUCCUCAACACCAUCAUCAUCUGUGGCUAUGACACGGACACACCGGGCGGGAAGGAUGACUCUGAGCAGCCGGGAAAUGUUGUGCUUGAUCGGCACCAGCCUCUGGCUGCCGCUGCUGGCGGAGGUGGUGUCUGAGGACAGCUACUUAAACGAGGUGCAGAACUCAGUGCCUCUGUCCUGCUCUGAGGGAUUCACUGAGUUGGGAUACUACAAUGGCACAGUGUCCCAGACGGACUCUGGCGCCCCCUGUCUGAAGUGGACCGAGUUUCCAGACUAUGUCAUGCAGUACCCAGGCCGAGGACUGGGAGACCACAACUUCUGCAGGAACCCGGACCGGGAGUCCAACCCCUGGUGUUUCUUCAGGCAAAACUCUGGAGCCAUAGGUUGGGCCUACUGUGACUGUCACCAGGGCGCAGCUCGUCUGGUUGGCAGCUCGUCCGCGGGCAGUGGACGUGUGGAGGUCUACCUGAACGGCCAGUGGGGGGCGGUGUGUGACUCACACUGGACGGACAGAGACGCCACUGUGAUCUGCAGGCAGCUGGGCCUGGGUGACAUUGGCACAGCGUUGCAGCAUUCCCAGUUUGGAUCAGGCUCUGGCCUCUUUCACUAUGAGCGCCUGGGUUGCCGCGGGGAUGAGAACACCCUGAGUAAGUGCCAGAGCAGGACGUUCGUCACCGGCGACUGUAGCCAUGGAAACGAGGCAGCGGUGCAGUGUGCGCCACCAGAAGGCAGUGGCCCUCCGCUGCGUUUGGUCGGAGGUGAGGAAGACUUCGAAGGCCGAGUGGAGGUGUUUCACGCUGGGAGGUGGGGUUCUGUCUGCGACGACCAGUGGGACGACAGGGAUGCUGAAGUCGUGUGCAGACAGCUCGGUUUUGGUGGUGUGGCCAAGGCUUGGUCAUGGGCUCACUUCGGUCAGGGUUCCGGCCCGAUCCUGCUGGAUGCCGUGAAGUGCACAGGAAAUGAGCUUUUCCUGGAUCAGUGUCCCCAUGGUGACUGGGAACAGCACAACUGUGACCACAUGGAGGAUGCUGGGGUCUCCUGCAGCCCUUAUACAGACGGCGUGGUGCGUCUGGUGGGAGGCGACAGUCCCUGGGAGGGUCGAGUGGAAGUGUUCCACAACGGCGACUGGGGGACGGUGUGUGACGACCACUGGACUCAGCAGCAUGCGGAGGUGCUGUGCAGACAGCUGGGCUACAGGGGUCACGCUGAGGUCGUGUCAGACGGUGCGUUCGGGGAGGGCGCCGGCCUGAUCCUCCUGGACGACGUGCAGUGCGAGGGGUCCGAGACGUCGCUGCUGGACUGUCAGCACGGGAUCUGGGGACGGACCGACUGCUCUCACAGCGAGGACGUCGGCGUUCGCUGCAGGAGUCGAUCCGGCCACGAGACCAACGAGGUGCCGGUGAUUGCACCGUCUACAGGUCCCCUGGUGCGUCUUGUGGGAGGCAGGAGAGGAAAGGAGGGUCGAGUGGAGGUGUAUCUCCAUGGCGACUGGGGGAGUAUUUGCGACUCAGGCUGGAACGACCUGAACGCCGCUGUAGUGUGCAGACAACUCGGACACAGCGGUGGAGCCGUAGCUGCCGGAGGGUUCGGUCAGGGCAAAGGUCCCAUCCACCUGGACCAGGUGAGGUGUACGGGCAAGGAGGAGUUCCUGGGAGAGUGUCCCACUCUGGGUCAGAGCUUCCAGAGCUGCAGGCGCAGAGAAGACGCGGGUGUGAGGUGUGACGUCACGCCGCAGGAGUCGCUCCCGACGAAGGCCGAGGCUCAAGAGCCGAGCUGUGGACUGAGGAAGCUAGUGGAGGAGGAGACAAAGAGGAGGAACCAAGGAGAGGGAAACAUGCUCAUGACCACGUGGCCGUGGCAGGUGUCCGUGUGGCUUCAGUCCGAGGGAAAAGACGACGGCCCCCUGUGCAGCGGCACUCUGAUCAGCCCCUGCUGGGCCCUGACCUCUGCACACUGCGUCAGAGGGUACGGCAGCGAUCCAUCCAAGUACGCGGUGCGUGUCGGAGCGUCGGAGCAGACGGUCACUCCGGAGCAGGUGGUGGUCCAUAGGAAGUACAAGGGUCAGAGUGGAGGUCAUGAUCUGGCCUUGCUGAAGCUGCCCAGCACCAAGGGUCACUGUCUGACCUUCGACCCUAACACGAACGCAGCAUGCCUUCCAGCCACAGACACAGAAUCGGGAGGGAGUGCUCCAUCUUCAUGUGUCGUCAUCGUUAGUGCAGGAUGGACCGGUGCAGACUCAGUUCUCGCAUCCUGGGUCCCUCUGAUGUCGUCAUGGCAAUGUAAGAAGCGCUAUGGCGACAGCUUCUCCAGCCACGGCACACUGUGCGCAGGCAGUCCUCCAGACACUAGCCUCCUCCAUGGCAACAGUUGCCAGGGUAACUCCGGAGGCGGGCUGGUGUGUCAGGGUGAGACGGGUCGAUGGUUCCUCGCCGGGGUUGUUGCUGGGGGUUUCAGCUGCGCUGACCCUUCGUCUCCUGCUCUGUACACUCGGGUCAGUCGCUUCCGGAGCUGGAUCGACGAGGUCGUCGACGUGCGUGCGCCUCCCCAUCAGACACAAGAGGAUCUGACACACAGCGACCUGGCGCGCGCGCACGAGGAGCACGCACGCACAGAAGGCAGAGAUGAGUACGCCCACGUGCACGGCGAGCUCAACCGCGCACACGAGCAACCGCAGAACAACGAAAUCGGCGAGAUCAAAGCGAAACACACACACGCUCACCACUCACACGCUCGUCAGCACAUGAACACACACGCCCACCGUGUAGGGGAAUCAGACACAAACACACAAAUCCUGGACUGAUGGGGUUCAGCUAUUGGCUUACCAUCUGUGCCAAGUGACCGCCUGAGGAGAAGGAGGAGGAGGAGGAGGAGAGAGAGUGGGAGAAAGAGUGAGCGAGAGAGAAAGAGAAAGGAAGACAACACCUAGCUUUGACUGCAAUGAUGCUCUGUAAAAAAUGGCCGUGUCUGAACCCAGUGUUGUGAAUCACAGGUGUGGAUCACUGUCAAAGAGAGACAGUGUUCGGUGAGUUACAGCCUGUUAAGAGUCAAACCAGUGACUGAUGCAUCAGCAGUGAGCUUCGGCUGAGCCUGGCACAUCAGUGUGACCCUGAAAAUCCAAAACAAAAACAAAAAAUCAGCAUGGCAUAUUAGUAACACGAUGGUGACGUGAGACUCUGUGCUCAAACUAACCCAUCACUGUGUCCUCCGUGUGCACUCUUGGAGGAUUUAGGUUCAGUAACCAAAAAAAUCAGCAAACCAACCAUCACAGGAUUUAUUGUUAAGGCAUCAGUGUCUCUGAGAUUAUUACUGCAGAUAAAGGCCGUACUGCUGCUGCUGCUGCUGCUGAUGCUGCUGCUGCAGCUGCUGAGAAUAGAAAUGGAUGAAAAUUCUGAGGGUGGGUGAUGCUGCUUUUCUUAAACAGGGCUCCUCUCUUCAGGCUGUUGUCUUAUACCUUUACUGGUGCAAGUGCUGUUGCUCAUUUAGACCCACGACUAAGCUACUGUAUUUAGCUGGAGACCAUACCAGUGUUUUUUGCUCCGUACGUCACAGUCACACCCUAAAACACAUGUUGUGUUUUAGGGUUAAAAAAACAAACUGACAUCAAAUCGGCCAUUCCUCUGCUUUAGACAUCUCAAAACCAGAGACAGAGACAUAUUUAACACUAAAGAAAAGUGGUUCUUAGUUCUUAAAUGCUGUGUAAAAUAACAUUAUUUAUAUAGCUGUAGUAAUAUUGGCACUAUUAGUAGUAUUAGUAGUACUUUUCAGGCCAAAAACAUGUGAACAGAAUGUUUUGUGUAACAGGAACGGCAUCUCUGUUGCCAUUUGCACUCAUAACAGUUGUCUUGUCAUCUUAUCAACUGACUAUAAAAGUGAGGCAGCGUGUUUAAAGUCACAACCUACUUUCUACUUAAUAAAAUCCCUGUAAAAGGGACAUUUAUUUCAACAGUUGUACUGUUUCAAACUGUUCUCCCUCUCAACGUUUGUUGUAAAUGCCAUUAAUCUUCACCUCUGCACAUGCAGCGGAUGGUUUCCAUUGAUUUCCAUGCAAUAUAGAAAUCAAUGAACACACUCUUUAAACUUGUGGAAUCCACAAGAAAUGUAAAAUGCCAUAGUUUCAAUACAAAAAUAGAUUUUUUUUUUUUUUAAAUUAAUAAAUAAAUGCAGCUUUUAAGAGCUUUCUAAUUGAUUUCCAGUCCAAAGGGGAAACAAAGGAAACAGUGGUUUCCUGUGAAACAGUAAACGUGUGCUGUAAAACAUGAGGUUUCGUCGGAGUAAAACUUGCAAAAAAAAAACAUGCAAAAACACUCGUAUGGUCCUUUAAAAUUGUACAGGACGAUUCUUUCUUUCUUUCUCUUCUCAAAGCCAUCAGACGUCGACUGUCGCGUCAUAGACUUUCCUUUUGUAGUGACUCCCGCGUGUUACACAUAGACAGCUAGAAGUAGAUUAGUACGUGUACUGCAUUCAUCCUUACUCCUGACUUAGAUAGAAGAACUGUUGAAGUGUGUGCUCUGACCAGAAGAUGGCGACAUUGGUCUAUUAUCACGGGGCCACAGGUUGUUGGAUAAAAUGUGGCCCUGAUGGUUCUUUUUUUUAUAUACUUUCAGUGUAAUAUGACUUGUGCUUUGAUGUGUCGUGAACCACUGUGUUGUGAGCCUCUUGUAACCUGCUACUGCUGUUUUCUCCAACAUGGACGUGUCCAAUGCCCGUUGUUAUGAUCGUGUACAUAAAACCUCCAGCCCGUCGCCGCUCCUUCCUUCCCUCCUUCCUUCCUUCCUUUCUUCCUUCCUUCCUUUCUUGGACUUGAUGUUUUACCAUGCAGACGCUGCAGGUUAAUGUAAAUACUGUGUGUCCACAGCUGGAUGGCUUUGAGUUUGUCGAACCCAUCAGCUGUUUCUCAGUGUAAUGUGCUGAAUCAUGGUUGAGUAUUAAAACAUGUCGUCACUGGUG